AUGUCCUUGAAUGACCGGGAGAAAUCCCAGUUACGAAGUGCGCUGCAAGAGGCCGUAGUCAAGUGCUCCGAAAGAUGCCUUUACCAGUCGUCGAAAUGGGCUGCCGAACUCCUCAAUGCCAUCCCCGAAGCAGAACCGUCUCUUGAUGACUCGCGGCUCUCCGAUGUCUCGAGUGCGUACGCUUCGACUGUGGUGGCCCCGAAUGUAGACCCAGAGGAGGCUAUCCUAGAAGCAAAUGAGUUUAGCAAGUAUCUACUCGCCAAGUCUUUAUUCGAUUGUCGAGAAUACGAUCGCUGUGCCGCUGUCUUCUUACCUGAGACCACUUUGACCAGCAUCAUCUCCCCAAAGGAGACGAACGCCACCCCAAAGGGCAAGGGCAAGGGAAAGGGUAAGGCUACCACCAGUACUACUAAGCAAAAAAAUGGCCAGGCCAUUCCAAAAAUCAGCCAACGCAGUUUGUUCCUUUCCCUCUACGCCAAGUUUCUAUCUGGCGAGAAGCGAAAGGACGAAGACGCCGAAAUGGUCAUGGGCCCCCAGGAUCUCGGUACUUGUAAAAAUAAGCAACUGACCACUGUCAGUCGAGUGCUUGACACGUGGUUCGAAAAUCGCAAGACAGAAGACGGCCAAGAGACAGAAGGUCAGGGUUGGCUGGAGUACCUUUACGGGAUGGUUCUUGCUAAGGAAAAGAACGAUGAGUCAGCCCUCUAUUAUCUCGUCCGAAGUGUGCAUCUAUUUCCCAUGAACUGGGGCUGCUGGUUAGAGAUGACCUCUCUUAUAACGCGGGUUGACGAUCUGAACCGGGUGAUGGCUCGUUUACCGCAGAAUAUUGUAUCGUUCAUGUUUCAUAUACAUACAUCCCUCGAGCUUUACCAGCACGAUGCUAAUCUUGCCAACUCUCUCGACCAACUUCUCAACAUCUUCCCGUGCUCUUCGUUUUUAAUGACAUGCAAUGCUCUCCUCUUGUACCAUGCAAAAGACUUGGUGGCUGCGGAGCAGAGCUUUAGCCAUCUCCUCUCGCUUCACCCUUACCGGCUUGAUUCACUCGACCAUUACUCCAAUAUUCUUUACGUUAUGAACGCGAGACCCAAGUUAGCGUUCUUGGCACAUCUUUGUAGCAAUGUCGAUAAAUUCCGCCCCGAGUCCUGCGUGGUUAUUGGAAACUACUACUCACUCCUGUCUCUCCACGAAAAGGCAGUUCAAUACUUCAGACGAGCGCUAACAUUAGAUCGCGCUUGUCUCUCCGCUUGGACCCUCAUGGGCCAUGAGUAUGUGGAGUUGAAAAAUACUCAUGCAGCUAUUGAGUCGUAUAGGCGAGCGGUAGAUGUUAACCGUAGAGAUUACCGCGCCUGGUAUGGAUUAGGCCAGACAUAUGAGAUGUUGGAGAUGCAUGCUUAUGCCCUCUGGUACUACAAGAAAGCAGCGGGACUAAGACCCUGGGACGGCAAGAUGUGGCUAGCAGUCGGUUCUUGUCUUCAGCGCAUGGGAAGAAAUCAUGAUGGUAUCAAGGCCCUUAAACGUGCUCUGCUGGCUGAUAGUUUCUAUGAGGCAGGGAGUAGCUUUGAGAGCACUUCCGAUACCAUGCGCGGGGAUCCAGAAAUACUGCUACAAAUCGCUGGCAUGUACGAUACACUGGGCGAAGUUGAGGACGCCAAGGCAUACAUGGAGAUGUGUGUUGCACAGGAAGUUGGCCUGGCAGGUGAGAGCCAAGCUGAGAGCAUCGCUAUACACCAUGAUUCGCCUGGAGGGGGUUCUGAUGACGAUGGAGAUGAAGCUGGGCGUGGGACAGGCACCGAGGGCACAGGAGUCACAGCCGCCACUAGUAAGGCGAGGAUGUGGCUUGCACGUUUCGCUAUGAGAACAGAAGAUUACGUGACUGCGGGUCGCCUGGCGAAUGAAUUAUGUCAAGAUGGCGUUGAGGUCGAGGAGGCCAAAGCACUUAUUCGAGAAGUUCGGUCCAGAAUGGAGUCUACGGGUGGCGACGCUACGUCGAGAGGGCGAAUGUCGGGCAUAUCUUAA
Messenger RNA from Xylaria bambusicola, 2016 nucleotides. Its product is annotated as tetratricopeptide-like protein. Gene Ontology annotation, biological process: cell division. The record is from RefSeq and is a predicted model, not a curated record. Gene Ontology annotation, cellular component: anaphase-promoting complex. Lineage: Eukaryota; Fungi; Ascomycota; Sordariomycetes; Xylariales; Xylariaceae. The coding region runs from base 1 to 2016 and encodes 671 amino acids. The transcript has 4 exons. Gene Ontology annotation, molecular function: protein binding.